CAGAUCUUCAGUAGCACUAGCAUCUCGACGCUACGGCAAGGCAUUUUAGAUGGUCAUGAUCCAGCUCCGCGGAAACCAUUCGGAUUUCGCCGAGUCCUCCAUGAGGCUACUGUCCGAGUGAAGCUCGAGUUUAUCCCCGAACCCUGGGCGGGAUCCCGCAUCUCCACUUUGUUUCAGUGUCCAAGCACUACAAUUCCAGUAGCUACUUACCAUUGUCAACAUCACUGCAUCGUUCUGAAUUGUAGAAGCUGCCUACGCCCAACCAGUCUACCUGUUUCCGCGUGUGGAAAUGGACGCCCAAGCGAGCACUACUGUUCACUCACUGCCCCCUGAAAUAUUAUCUCAUGUCUUCGGGUUUCUGGCUGGCGCAGCCCCAUCAGAGGCACUCCAUGGCCAACCCAGCGAUGACAUGCUGGCGGCCAACAUCCGUACUCAAAACCUCAAGGCCAUCUCGCUCGUAAGCCGACAAUGGCGCUCCAUCGUACUGCCACAGCUAUAUCGCAACAUCGUCUGGAGACCCGAGGUGUCAUCGCUGAGCAACUUGAGCCUCCAACCUGUCGCGCUCUUGCGAUUCAUCCUGGACAAUGCGCUGGCAUCCUACGUCUCCACCUUCACCAUGCUCGUGACCUUCGCCGAGGAUGAGAUCGAUGCCAGACAGAUCCCGCAUCAAAUACGUCCGGCUGAUUUGGAAUGGCUUUGGGAUCGCUUGUUUUCCGUUAUCGACCCUCUAAGGUUCACCGUCAUUGCCCCACCUACCACCCUGGCGGCUCUCCUCAAUCGGAUGCUCUUCCUGGACGAUGCGUGGUCGUUCAAUAUCCCGUAUCAUGUUCUUUCGCUGGCUCGUCCGGCCCGUACCAGCACACCGGGGCGUUCAGCGGAAACGCUGACCAUCCACUCCCACCCGGCUGAGUUGAAAGUAUCGUCGUCGUCGCCGAGUUCUGCAGGACCACCCUCUUCGACGUCAGCCCCAAGCGCCCCUUCAUGUAAGACCCCAGAGCCGGCACCUCCCUGCGCGCUUUUCAACCUUCGUCCCUGGACCUCGAUCUUGUUGAACGAAGGCUCGUCGACAAGAGUCUACUCAAGCUACGAAUUCUUCCUUCGGUCUCCCCCAUCCAUACUCAGUGCUCUACUAGGAUUUGGAGAAUAUCCCAACAACGCGCCACUUCUGCCAGGUACCAUUGUAGAUUUUAACUACAUCGCCAUCUUCCCUCUGUCGUCGCACUUCUACACGCUGAUUUCGAAUUUGCCCAAGGUCGAUCGGCUCUUCGUGCAGCUAACGCCAAGACCUGGGAACCAGUUGCUGCAGGAUCGCACGGCGAUGAAGAAUGUUGAUAUGGCGGACUUGUGGAUGGAACGUAAUACGUCAUACAGCUAUCUGAUUGGCCAAUUGACCGUUCCCACGCCCGCGGACAACUGGGCUACCCUCAAGGUCUUCGAGAGCGGUGAUGCGGCUGACAAGGAGUCAUGGGAUAUGGCCGUCAAUUUCCUGGAGCGUAGCGGAGUCAAAGACUGGAAAACGCAACGGGACGGUGUCCUGGUCAAACUCGACGAGGGUAAAACUGAAAUGCCCAGCGGAGCCGGCAUGGUGGCACAUCAUCUACUUGGUAAUGAUACCUUUGAUGGGACUAUCUUUCAGGGAGAGAUAAGGCGAAUCGCUUUCAACGGCGUGGCUCGUCUUCCGUACUCAAGCAUGUGGCUCUACCUGCAGGACCCGCCUGAGCACAACCACUAGGCCAGGAUAUUACCCGGAAUGCAUUUCUACAACGGGAUGGGACGUUGAUGUAAAUACUGGCAGUUUUUAAUUGGCUUAAUUUAUAAGAUGUGCACGCC
Messenger RNA from Pseudomassariella vexata, 1830 nucleotides. RefSeq lists its product as uncharacterized. The record is from RefSeq and is a predicted model, not a curated record. Lineage: Eukaryota; Fungi; Ascomycota; Sordariomycetes; Amphisphaeriales; Pseudomassariaceae. Bases 290 to 1732 code for a protein of 480 amino acids. Gene Ontology annotation, molecular function: protein binding. The transcript has 3 exons.